CUGUGGUCAGUAACACAUGCAUGCAAGUACCUAGUGGUUGGAAGUACGGCAUCCUUUGGGAUUUCUUUACAUUCUUGAGUUCCGUCCGGUUCGUGUCAGGAGUGUGUAGUGGGUGGUUAAUAUUAAUCUAUGGGCACUUGGUACUUAUAGUACGAAGUCUUGUGAUGUACAUGUUAUAUAUGUAGUAAUUAUAUAACAGUUUGUAAAUAUGAUUUGCCCACGCAUUGUGUAGCUUGAAUAAAUCAUUUGUCCAGUGUAUUUCAACAAGCGCCAUGGAAAAGAAGCAAAAUAGAGUUUAUAAAGUCGUUCUCACGGGAGGUCCUUGUGGUGGUAAAACUACUGGGCAGUCACGAUUAUGCACGUUCUUCGAGAAUCUUGGAUGGAAGGUUUUUCGGGUCCCAGAAACGGCCACUGUGUUGUUAAGUGGCGGCAUCAAAUUCUCAGAUCUUUCGGCCGAAGAGGCAUUCAGAUUUCAAGAAAAUCUGCUGAAAACCAUGCUUCAGAUUGAAAACACAUUUUUUGCUCUUGGAGAAUCGUGCUCUCGAGACUGUCUUAUCAUCUGUGAUAGAGGUGCCAUGGAUGCAUCUGCAUUCAUUUCUCGUGAAAAAUGGGAACAAAUGAUGGUGACUAACCGCUGGAAUUCGGUGGAACUGAGGGAUAACCGCUACAACCAGAUCAUCCACAUGGUGUCUGCUGCGAAUGGAGCUGAAGAUUUCUAUACUACAGAGGAACACGCUUGCCGCAGUGAAGGAAUGGAACUAGCACGAGAAUUGGAUUACAAUGCUGCUGCUGCUUGGGUGGGACAUCCGUACUUUGAUUUGAUUGAUAACUCGACUGAUUUUGAGACUAAGAUCUGCAGGAUGAUUUCAAGUGUGUGCUUGAAACUUUGUAUAGACACUGGCGACCGCCUGUUAACAAAUUCACGGAAACUCAAGUUUCUGGUACGAGGACCCUUGCCACGAGAUUCGGUCUUCCCACCAUUCCAAGACUUUGAUGUGGUACAUAAUUACUUACAGACCAAUACCCCAAAAAUGCAAGCAAGGCUGAGGAAACGAGGUCAAAAGGGUCAUUGGAGUUAUAUUCAUACUAUUCGCAAGCCAAAGAUUCGAAACCAAGUGGUGGAAGUGAGAACUCAACUCACACAUCGAGACUACAUGAAUUUACUUGCACAGAGAGAUGAUUCACAUUUCACAAUCUUCAAGAAAAGGCGAUGCUUCCUUUUUAACAAUCAGUACUUUCAGUUGGACAUUUAUAAAGAACCUUGUCAUCCUAGGUGUAAGGGACUGAUUCUUCUGGAGACGUAUACCACCUCAGAAGAUUGCAAUGUUCAGAAAAGCUUGCCACAGUUUCUUACUAUUGUUGAAGAAGUGACUGGCAAUCCACUGUACUCCAUGUUCAACCUUUCUUUGCGUGAAGAAUGGACCACUACGAAAAAGUUCUGUCAUGCAUUACAAGGUUAGCUAUGUUUCCGUUUCAUUGAGUAGAAAUCAUUGAGUUAACGUAUGGGAAAAUAGAUUCCAUCCUGAACAGAACAUGUAACAGAUGGUAAUGAAAAACAAUAUACUGAAGUGAAAAAGCGAGGUAGGGUACAAAAGUUUUAAAGGUUGAUAUUCUCAUUACCAUGUCUCUCUUCUUCUUCUUCUUCUUCUAUGGCUCUCCAGUCUGUAUUCGGUCCAUGGCCUCCUCA
This is a messenger RNA of Zootermopsis nevadensis, 1687 nucleotides long. RefSeq names its product TRPL translocation defect 14 (gene Ttd14). Gene Ontology annotation, molecular function: phosphatidic acid binding; GTP binding; phosphatidylinositol binding. Lineage: Eukaryota; Metazoa; Arthropoda; Insecta; Blattodea; Termopsidae. Gene Ontology annotation, biological process: photoreceptor cell maintenance. The record is from RefSeq and is a predicted model, not a curated record.